AUGCAAGUAAUACGUCCACCUUUUCCUGAAAGAUUUGCUCAAUCCAAAAGAGAAAAGGAAAAGAAAGAGAUCUUAAAGAUCUUUCGCAAAGUCCAGGUGAAUAUACCACUUCUUGAAACCAUAAAGAAAAUACCUAAGUAUGCGAAAUUUCUAAAAGACCUUUGGACUAAUAAAAGAAAAUUAUAUGGUCACGAAAAGAUUAAAGUAGGGGAGAAUGUAUCAGUUGUACUUCAAAGAAAGUUUCCACAAAAAUAUAAAGAUAAAGGCAUGUUUGUAAUAUCACGUAAAUUUGGAAACCUUGAAAUCAAGAAGGCAAUGUGUGAUUUAGGAGCUUCCAUAAAUAUUAUGCCUCUGUCAGUUUAUUUGUCUUUGGAUGCAGCAGACUUCUUUGUCUUGGUUAUGGAAGAGGACAGUUCAUCCAACUCGACAGAUUUAUUGCUAGGAAGACCAUUCCUUAGCACAGCUAGAAUGAAGAUCGACAUGCAAGAAGGCACGCUGACGAUGGAGUUUGAUGGAGAAGAGGUAAAAUUUAAUGUCUAUGAUGUAAUGAAGUAUUCUGAUGAUAAUUUUUCUCUUUGCAGCAUAGACAUUAUUAAUCCUCUCGCUCAAGAAACAUUUAAAUUAAGCAAGGAAGACAAGUUGGAGGUAGUUUUAACCGAAAACUUGACAAUGGACUGUCUUGACAAUAGCACAUUGCAAUUCAAUGAAGAAAUCAUAGAAACAGUCUACUCAUUGGACACUUUGAGCCACAAAGCACCAAAACUUAAGUUGAAAACACUUCCAACUCAUUUGAAAUAUGCAUUUUUGGGAAGUAAUAACACACUUCCAAUCAUAAUCACCUCCAAGUUGAAUCCUUUAAAAGCAAUGAAGUUCAUUUGGUUGCUGAAUGAAUACAAAGAUGGAAGUGGAUGA
Messenger RNA from Manihot esculenta (cassava), 912 nucleotides. RefSeq lists its product as uncharacterized. NCBI's taxonomy places the organism in Eukaryota, Viridiplantae, Streptophyta, Magnoliopsida, Malpighiales, Euphorbiaceae. The coding region runs from base 1 to 912 and encodes 303 amino acids. The record is from RefSeq and is a predicted model, not a curated record. The transcript has 2 exons.